AUGGGCUCGGAAGCGCAGUCCACCGACUUCGCCCACCCCUCCGAGCUGGCGGCUCUGUCUUGCCGCGAAUGUAGGAGACGGAAGAUCAAGUGCAGCCGCCAGCUUCCCGUCUGUGACGCCUGCAUAACCUCGUUGAAUGCCUGUGUAUAUCCUGCGGGGCCUCUGAAACCGGGUCCCAAGGCUGGCUGCUGUCACCGCUCGAAGAAAAGAAAGCUGGAGCCUCAAAGUCAUUCGCCAAGGACGAUGGACAUGGGUUUACUUACCAUGGUUCCUCAACAUGACACAAAUGCUCAGCCUGGGAAGUCGUUUCUAUCUCCUGUCCAAGAAAAGGGCUCCAGGAUAGAUGUCGGUGCCUCUUCAACACCCCAUUCGGUCUUGCGCGCCUCGAAUGAACCAAGUGGCCCCUCUCUUUUCAGUCAAAGUCCAGAGCAGGGCCCCGCUAUAACCCAUCGAAGGCUUUCCUGGCUGGUUCAUCCAAAUCAUGAACCAAUAUACAAGCCGUCGGAUGGGACGGAACAUUCGAUGAUAGAGCCGCUGGCGGACCAAUGUACGCCGCUUUCCAUCCCGGCGAGCCUCAUGAAAUCGAUGUGCGACACUCUCCAAACUGAUGAGGGAGACAUCUAUUACCUUGUCGACCUUUACUUUGAAAAUAUGAUGUCGUUUACACUGUUCACGCCGCACCUGCUGAAUAUCAAGUUGCAAACUGCGUCACCGUCGCAAGCCACCGCUUUGCUGGCUGCAAUGUUCUCAUUUUCCGCCCGUUUUCGACUAGAAAGCACAAGUGCCAAUGGCUCUGCGACGGCUUCUGAAACUCAGAGAACAUCGCCAAGUGUAAACGACUUUUACCGAAUUGCGACGGCUUCCAUUGACCAGGAGCUCAUGGAUCUCAAAUCGCCACCUCCGCUUCUGUUGCUGCAAGCCAUGGUCUUGUUAUCAUUUCAUGACCUGAUUGAGAGUGCAGAAGGUAGGGGGUGGCGAUCGCUGGGUCGUUUGGUCCGCAUCGCGUAUGAGCUCCGGCUUCAUCUGGUGGACCGUGAUGUCAGCGAUUUCCCAGCGGAGCAUCCAGAUACGUGGUCCAUGAAGGAAGAACGUCGUCGAACCUGGUGGGCAAUCUGGGAGUUCGAUAUCUUCGCUUCUACGGUCCGUCGGCUUCCCCCUGCGAUUGAUUGGAGUCAGAACUGGACCAUGCUACCAGUGGACGACGAAUGCUGGCUCCAAAAGAAACCGAAACCGAGUUGCUAUCUCGUUGCCGAUCCCAUGGAACGAUCGAAGGUUCUUCAACGCUGCGGCAGUCAAUCAGGAAAAGCAUGGUUUAUCGUUGCCAAGUCCCUGAUGAGGACUGCCUACUGUGUAUCGAACUCGCAGGAAUACUUCUGGUCUCCACCUUCUUCCUAUCCUCCCCAACCGGGCCGACCACCAUUGCCUCAACAGCAGAUAUCGGCUCAAAUCAGAACGUCCCACGAAAUCGUCAGUAACGCCCUGUACUGCUUCUCAGUUGCCUUGCCGCGCCACUUGGGAUAUCGGGGCCAACAUCUAUUCGGCAAUGUCGCAUCAACACCAACGAGGACCAAACAACGUGACUCCGACAUUUACAGCAUUCAAUGUAUGCUCAAAACGACCGCCUAUAUGCUGAACGAUCCCAAUGCACUGGAAACUGGAUCCAGGCCGACCCAGCUCGACUCUUCAUUGCCCAAACAACAGAAACAGCAACAUGCUGAAUCGGGGAAGCGUCUGGAAAGCCAGCAAUUUCGUGAAAUGGACAAAAUCCUGGCAAAAGACCUCUCUAUGGCGGAUGCAAUCUUAUCGCUGGUCCGGAACAGCGACCCAGACCAUGUUUAUCUGGUCAAUCCAUUCGUUGCGAAUACGAUUUGGCUGGCCACAGCAAUAUUCCUCGUUUACAAACAUCUUUGGGCUUUUCAUAAGGAUUCCCAGGAGCGACUUCUUGUGGAAUCCAAUAUCGAUCUACUGCAAACUACCUUACGCCAGUUUGUUGAAUGGUGGAACAUGUCGGAUAUUCUGGAAGCAAAACUCUCCGAGCUCGAAAAGGAGCUGGCGAGUAUGCGGAAGAUGGGAAGUGGAAGCGCCGACUCAAGCGACUUACAUCAGCCACUCUUUCCACGCAAUGAGGGACCGUCUCUACCAGAACCGAUUGGCGCGAACGCCGAGGUCCCCAAACCGCCAAGAGAUAAUAGCGACGAAGGUGCAGCCUCGUGCGGCCUGCUGCUCAAUGGUGGUAGUAGCAUGGUACAAGACGGACUUCCACCCGGGAAUGCAGAUGAAUUGGACCCAAAUGAAACUUUGGGCUUGGUAGAGGAUAGAGGAUGUUUGCCCCCAUUAUACGAGAAAGGGUCCGGACUUUUCGACGAUGAUUUGUUCUACAAUGUGGAGUUGCAAGGGUUUUUAGAUGGCAUGUUCGCUGCAUAUCGGGGGCAGGACCCCUGA
This is a messenger RNA of Aspergillus nomiae NRRL 13137, 2442 nucleotides long. Its product is annotated as Zn(II)2Cys6 transcription factor. The record is from RefSeq and is a predicted model, not a curated record. The transcript is spliced from 2 exons. NCBI's taxonomy places the organism in Eukaryota, Fungi, Ascomycota, Eurotiomycetes, Eurotiales, Aspergillaceae. Gene Ontology annotation, molecular function: DNA-binding transcription factor activity, RNA polymerase II-specific; DNA binding; zinc ion binding. Gene Ontology annotation, cellular component: nucleus. Bases 1 to 2442 code for a protein of 813 amino acids. Gene Ontology annotation, biological process: regulation of DNA-templated transcription; DNA-templated transcription.